AUGGACUCCCCUGGAAGAAAAAAACUCCCUUUCUUUCGAAACUCCAGAUCCGAUCGAGCUGUUACUCGACGCCCUGCCACCGUGAAAUCUCACCGAAUCUUACGCUCGUUCCUCUACUUAAUCGCAUGGAUCUUCUGUGUACUGGUCGUCAUCGGAAAUGUCUCCAAUAAACCAGUCCUGCGCAAUACCUACUUUCUCUACCUCGAUCUGUCAAACAUCAUUCCUUUGUCUAUACCCAAUGCCGUCUUGAUCAACUCCAUCGCCCAGUCCAUUGGACUGCACGACUUCUACCAGGUUGGCUUGUGGAACUUCUGUGAAGGCUACAAUGGCCAGGGAAUCACCCAUUGCUCGAAGCCAAAAACCCUAUAUGCCUUUAACCCCGUGGAGAUUAUCGUGAGCGAGCUAUUAUCGGGCGCUAGUAUUGCCUUGCCAUCCGACAUCACCCAACCACUGAACCUGGCCAAGCUCGCUUCUCAGUGGAUGUUCGGUCUGUUUAUCACCGGCACCGUACUUAAUUUUAUUUUGAUUUUCAUCAGCCCAUUGGCCGUUUCCGCUCGGCCUCCGCAGUCCAUCAAGGGCUGGGCUGCCGUCAGUUCAUCCAACGGCGAGGGAUUCAAAAAUCCUGGCCAGCCACCCCAUCGCCGUCGCACUUUUAUUCCCUUCCGCUCCAUCCCCAUGCUUUUAAUCUCAUUUUUCGCUGCCCUCACCACUAUUGUCGCGACCGUUGUUGCGACCGUCAUGUUUAUCAUUUUCGCGAAUGUCUUCGUGACCGCAGACCCAAGCUUAGAUAUUAAGGCGCAUAUCGGCAAACAGAUGUUUGUCUUCAUGUGGAUCGCCUCGGCAUUUAGCCUCUUCGCCUUCAUCCUCCAGUUCUGCUCCUGCUGUGCAUCUUGCUGCGGUGGUCACAAGGCGCGGAAGCAGCUCAAGUCCGAGGGCAUUAAUUUAUAUGAGAAACACUCCGCGUAA
Molecule: messenger RNA, 966 nt
Organism: Penicillium taxi
Lineage: Eukaryota; Fungi; Ascomycota; Eurotiomycetes; Eurotiales; Aspergillaceae
Product: SUR7/PalI family protein
Exons: 2
Coding region: 1-966 (321 amino acids)
Biological process (GO): fungal-type cell wall organization
Cellular component (GO): cell cortex of cell tip; plasma membrane
Source: RefSeq, a predicted model, not a curated record